Molecule: messenger RNA, 1982 nt
Organism: Hemicordylus capensis (graceful crag lizard)
Lineage: Eukaryota; Metazoa; Chordata; Lepidosauria; Squamata; Cordylidae
Product: sodium/nucleoside cotransporter 1-like
Exons: 17
Coding region: 1-1980 (659 amino acids)
Biological process (GO): nucleoside transmembrane transport
Cellular component (GO): membrane
Molecular function (GO): nucleoside:sodium symporter activity
Source: RefSeq, a predicted model, not a curated record
AUGGUCAUCAUUGCCUAUGUCCCUCCUUUCUUCCAAAGAGCUCAGGGUGGUAUGCAUGGCUCCCCUUCGCAGUUUUAUCCUCACAACAAUCCUGUUUGGUCUCUGCAGAGUGCCCGGAAGAUGGGGAAAGUCCAGAUUUCGCUGGAAGAACGGGACAGCGGCGUGGAGAAUCCAGCACUGGAGCUGACGGAAUCAGAAGGAGAGAUAGCCGAGGAUGGCCGUUCUCCUAAACUCCAGGAAGGAAAUGAUGCCCCACAUGCUCCUGCCUGGAGGAUCAGGAGUGUGGCUCAGCCCUUAUCCAAAGCAAGGCACUUUUGCAAGGCUCAUGACAAGAUUCUGCGCAAAAUCCUCUUGGGCAUCUUAUGUGCAGCCUACCUGGCAUACUUCUCCGUGGCCUGUUGGCUGGACUUCCAGCGAGCUUUGGCUCUGGUCGUUUUAACUUGCCUGGGCGUCUGUCUCGGGGCCUACAGCAUGAUCAAGAAGUGGUGGGGCCCAAGGAUUGUCCAGAUGCUGAGCCCUUGUGGGAAAUGCUUCCGGAACUCUUGGCCUUGGCUGAAAUGGGUGCUGUGUGCGAUCAUUUUAAUUGGCCUGGUCACCUGGUUGGUUCUGGACAUGCUCCAGAGGCGGGAGCAGCUGGUGUCCUUGGGUGGCUUCUGUGCACUGGUGCUGAUGCUCUUCAUGUGCUCCAAACACCACUGUGCUGUGUCCUGGAGAGCCGUCUUCUGGGGUCUUGGUCUGCAGUUUGUCCUCGGUGUCUUUAUCAUCCGGACAGAACCUGGAUUUCAGGCUUUCCAGUGGCUUGGCAAACAAAUCCAGAUAUUCCUGAACUACACCACAGCUGGAUCCAGCUUCGUCUUUGGCAACAACCUGAUCCAAGAGGCCUUUGCCUUUCAGGCUUUGCCCAUCAUUGUCUUCUUCAGCUGCGUGAUGUCCAUUCUCUACUACCUGGGAGUCAUGCAGUGGGUGAUCCUGAAGCUGUCCUGGAUCCUGCAAAUCACCAUGGGCACAGCAGCCACAGAGUCUCUGAGCAUCGUAGGAAAUGUCUUUGUGGGGAUGACAGAGGCCCCACUGCUCAUCCGCCCCUACCUGCUCGAGAUGACCAGUUCAGAAGUCCAUGCUGUGAUGACGGGCGGUUUUGCCACCAUUGCAGGCAGCGUGAUGGGAGCCUAUAUUUCCUUUGGGAUUGACGCUUCAUCCUUGAUUGCAGCUUCAGUGAUGGCUGCGCCUUGUGCUUUGGCCAUGGCGAAACUGGUCUACCCAGAAGUGGAAGAGUCCAAGUUCCGGAGCCAGGAGGGCGUGAAAAUUGCCUGCGGGGAGGAGAAGAAUGUUCUGGAAGCUGCUGGCAAUGGCGCUGCAGUCUCUGUGGGGCUGGUGGCUAACAUUGCAGCCAAUCUCAUCGCCUUCCUGGCUGUGCUGGAGUUCAUCAACGCCAGCCUGGCUUGGCUGGGAGGCUUGGUCAACCUGCCAGAACUCUCCUUCCAGCUGAUCUGCUCCUAUGUGCUGAUGCCUGUAGCAUUCUUGUUAGGGGCCAGCUGGGAAGAUGCAGGGGUGGUAGCCGAGCUGCUGGGAAUCAAGAUCUUCCUAAACGAAUUUGUGGCCUAUCAGCAGCUGUCCACCUACAAGCAGCGACGGUUGGAUGGGCUGCCGGAGUGGGAUGGAACAAACAAGCAGUGGAUUUCGGUGAGAGCUGAAACCAUCACCACCUUUGCCCUGUGUGGAUUUGCCAACCUCAGCUCCAUUGGGAUCAUGUUGGGCGGCUUGACAACCAUGGCCCCACAGCGCAAGAGUGAAUUUUCCACCAUUGUUCUACGGGCUUUGCUCACUGGUGCCACCGUCUCCUUGAUCAAUUCAUGCAUUGCAGGUAUCCUCUAUGUGCCCAGAGGAGAAGUGACUGAUUGCCCUGGCUUCUUCAACACCACCAACUUAACCUCUACCAGCUACCCAAUCUAUGUCUGCUGUAAUGACUUGUUUACCAGGUGAGC